Coffea eugenioides is the source of this 1450-nucleotide messenger RNA. Its product is annotated as probable galacturonosyltransferase-like 6. The coding region runs from base 122 to 1225 and encodes 367 amino acids. The record is from RefSeq and is a predicted model, not a curated record. Lineage: Eukaryota; Viridiplantae; Streptophyta; Magnoliopsida; Gentianales; Rubiaceae. Gene Ontology annotation, molecular function: glycosyltransferase activity. The transcript has a single exon. Gene Ontology annotation, cellular component: Golgi apparatus.
UCCUACUACUAAUACGCGUUUCUGUUUUUAUGCUUUUUAACCUUUCUGGGUAGCACAGAGUCCAGAGACCAAUUACCAUCUUCAGAACAGACCACAGAGCAAGAGCAUCCAUCUAGCUGGCAUGGUCCGUUGCAGAUUCAUUUCCUCUUUUGUGCUAGUUUCGCUGCUGCUUUUACCAACGCUUGCCAGCCGAUCAUUCCCCACAAAACUAGAUGCCAGGCCUUCGCCAGGAUACCGUGAAGCACCGGUGUAUAGGAAUGGAGACCAGUGUCAAAUCUCAGCUCCGAGAGACUCGGGGGAAAUGGGUGUUGGUCGUCCUUUCCUCGUUCACGUGGCCAUGACGCUUGAUUCUGUCUACUUUAGAGGUUCCGUGGCAGCAGUUAACUCCAUACUCAGGCAUGCUUCUUGCCCGGAAAACAUUUUCUUUCACUUCGUCGCAGAUCCAGCUUCCAGUGCCGCCGGCUCUUCACCUACGCCUGACGAAUUCGCUAGAAUCCUAAGAUCCAUCUUUCCGUCCCUGGCUUUCAAGGUUUAUCCUUUCAACUCUUCCGAGCGUGUUAAGAAUUUGAUAUCCUCUUCCAUUCGUCAAGCUCUGGAUAACCCCUUAAACUACGCAAGAAGCUACUUGGCUGAAAUCAUCGACCCAUGUGUAUCCCGAGUGAUUUACCUGGAUUCUGACAUCAUCGUCGUCGAUGACAUCCAGAAACUGUGGUCAACAACUCUGACCGGUUCUAGAGUAAUUGGUGCUCCCCAGUACUGUCAUGCCAACUUCACCAAAUAUUUCACCAAUCAGUUCUGGUUUCGACCAGAUUUUUCAAAGACUUUCCGAGGAAAGAAACCGUGUUAUUUCAAUACAGGGGUGAUGAUCAUGGAUUUAGACAAGUGGCGGAGGGGAGACUUUACCGGGAAGAUUGAGAAAUGGAUGGAGAUACAGAGGGAGACGAGGAUAUACGAGUUGGGUUCGUUACCACCUUUCUUGCUGGUUUUCGGCGGAGAGGUUCACGCGAUUGAUGACAGAUGGAAUCAACACGGCCUUGGCGGGGACAAUGUGGUAAACAGUUGUAGAUCAUUGCACCCCGGUCCGGUUAGUUUGCUGCAUUGGAGCGGAAAGGGAAAGCCAUGGGUGAGGCUUGACGAAAGAAGGCCAUGUCCUGUAGAUCAUCUAUGGGAACCCCAUGAUUUGUAUAGGCAACGUGGCCACAACGGCCGCCGCGCACGGUGGUGACCUGACGCAAAUUUUUUAGUUCUUUCUCUUUUUUUUUUUUCAUUUUCUAUUGGUUCAUUUGUUACUUUGUCCCUUGAUAUAUUCAUAUUCGACAAUUCUUUUGUAUAUAUAAUACCGGGCAAUCCGAUAGUGUUUGGAUACAUCAGAGAAUAGAUUUGUUGGCUUCCCUGUAUGAGAAAUUUUGGAUGCAGAGCAGCCCUUUUGUUUGCCCGUUCAGCGAGCCAA